AUGGCGGCGGCGGGGGAUGGCGGUGGUGGGCCCGAGGAGGGCGUCGGCGAGAGCUCGUCCCCGCCUCGCGACCCCGUGCCCGCGCCCGCGCCCGCUGCCUCCGGCGGGAGCGGUGGCGGCUGCCGCGGCGGGGGCCUCCGCGACAUCUGCCGCGAGGUGUUCGAGCGCCUCGUCAGCGAUGGCCACGCGGCGGGCUCCGAGCUCCUCGCCCAGCUCGAGGCCCACUUCAAUCGGCUCCCCAUCAGCUACAAGCUGGAUGUGAAUAUUGACAAAGCAGAGGACGUGUUAAUCCAUCAGAAAGUUUUGGCAGAAGCAAAGGAUCCUGAUAGGCGCCCAGCGUUCGCUGUCCGUUUCCUCAGGCUUGAAGAGGUAAAUGUGGACGAGACAACUAACUCUGAUGCACAUGAAGAAGGGGCUGAUAUUGGUGAAGCUCUUUCUACCAGGUCAAAGACAUACACACACAUUCAUGAGAUACUAUUCUCCACUAAGGACAAACCCAAGCUCCUGAGUCAGUUGUCUGCUUUGCUUUCUGACAUCGGACUGAACAUCAGGGAGGCACAUGUGUUCUCAACAACAGAUGGUUAUUCUCUUGAUGUUUUUGUUGUUGACGGUUGGCCCAUUGAGGAAACUGAUGGUUUGCAUAAGGCACUAGAAGCAUCAAUUUUGAGAAAUGAGGGUUCAUGGUCUGGCUCUGAAUCCUCAGCUUCCGAAAGAUCGGUGCCAUUCCUAGCACAGGAUUGUGAAACAGAUAUUGACACAAAACUUCUGAAGAUUGUAAAGAAGGUUGCUUCUGGAUCUUGUGGGGACAUGUUUCUUGGGACCUACAGUGGUGAGGAGGUUGCUGUUAAAGUUCUUAAUCCUGAGAAUUUGAACCAAAAUGCAUGGAGUGAAUUUAAGCAAGAAAUCUACAUGUUAAGGGAAGUUGAUCAUCCGAAUAUUGUCCGAUUCAUUGGUUCAUGCACAAAGCCACCUCAGUUUUACAUAAUUACAGAGUGCAUGUCUAGAGGAAGUCUGUUUGAUUUCUUGCACAAUGAGCAUAAUGUGUUGGACCUCCCAACACUUCUGAAGUUCGCACUAGAUGUAUGCCGAGGGAUGUCCUACUUGCAUCAGAAAGGCAUUAUCCACAGAGAUUUAAAGUCAGCCAACCUUUUAUUGGAUAAAGAUCAUGUUGUUAAAGUAGCAGAUUUUGGUCUAGCUCGUUUUCAGGAUGGAGGGGGUGCUAUGACUGCUGAAACUGGGACCUAUAGAUGGAUGGCACCUGAGGUUAUAAAUCAUCAGCCCUAUGACAACAAAGCAGAUGUAUACAGUUUUGCUCUUGUACUUUGGGAGCUCAUGACAUCCAAGAUUCCAUAUAAUACCAUGAGCCCCCUCCAAGCAGCUGUUGGUGUGAGGCAGGGAUUGCGGCCACAAGUUCCAGAAAAUGCGCAUCCCAAGCUCAUAAACUUGAUGCAGAGAUGUUGGGAAGCCAUCCCGUCUGAUCGCCUUUCAUUUGCGGAGAUCAUUCCUGAACUAGAGGAUAUUCAAGCACAAGCGCAGGUGUUACGGAUGCCUGUAGGUGACUGGUUCUGGAAGCGAGGUGCCUCCAUCCUCAGGUUCUCCUGGCUUCCUGCAACCACCACACUGAUUGGUUCAUAUCAGUUGCAUCUUUCCUGCAAGAACAAAUGCAGUGCAAUGCGCGGCGGUGUUUACAGCAGUUGA
This is a messenger RNA of Miscanthus lutarioriparius, 1698 nucleotides long. The record is from the annotation of a GenBank genome assembly. NCBI's taxonomy places the organism in Eukaryota, Viridiplantae, Streptophyta, Magnoliopsida, Poales, Poaceae.